UACAAUUUCUUUUCCUGAAUGACUGGCUUGAUGCAAAAGAAAUAUUAAAACUCAUGUCUUCAUCCAUUAAUUUCGUCCAAGGCACGCCUAAAUCAUUCCCCCCGAAGUCUGACAAGGGUCAGUCAACCAGUAAUAUUUGCAUAAGUCUCUGAAAUGGCAUUCCAUAAGGCAACUAGAUCUUGGAUUAAGCAGCUGGAUCCAUUUGAAAACUGGAACCAUCUACAAAACGUUACAGAACACGAAGGUUUCAAACUUCUAUGCCUGGUUCAAAAGAAGAGAAAGAUUCUGCCAUGGCAGACCUGUUCUUUCAAAAAGACCUCAAUCAAACUGGAGGAUGUACUCUUAUCAAAAGAUGACAUUACACAGCUAGAUAUCUAUGACUCAGGCCCAUACACCACUGUGGACAAGGAAUCUUGGAAAGGGAAGGCUGAUGGUGGUGGUGGUGCUGCGAUUCCACCGGCAAACAUGAUGGGCUCUGCCAGUGAGUCCCAUGAAUCGUGUGUGACACUGAAAAAGAGACACAUCCCUGUAUACAAAUUAGUUUCUCUAGAAGGGACCAUCAACAUGGACCACAUGUUCAUUAAACAAGCCAAGAAGUCUCCAAAUGACCUGUACGUGAUCACAGAGGUAAUAGAGACGAUGGAAGACAUACGUUGUGAGGAAUCUAUCAAAGCAGAAGGACAAUUCUCUUUAGCAGCUGACAUCAUCCCCAAACUGAAUUUGCAAAUGGGAAUGCAGGGCAACAUAAACAGUCUGAAAGGAAUUACCAUCCCAAAAGCUGCUACUGUGGCAUUCAAAGGCUAUCAUCUACUUCUAGGAGCACUUCGUUCUAAAGCACGAUCAAAAAUAGCUUCUGUACACAGAGAAAACAAGACUGAAGACCUUCAGAUAGAAAUGAAAGAGGAAGGAGGAGAACUCUUUUACUUACGUUCAGAUCUGUGCAGCAGGUUUCUCACUGCCUUCGUGUCUAUAAUGAAGGAGAAUGAUCUCUUGCAAGAACUGGAAUUCCAGCUAGAGCAGGCUCUUGAAGGCACCAACCAAUUGAAGAUGAAGACCGACAAACCAGAGUUGCAAGAUCUGCUGUACUUUUUACACGAUUCCGAAGGGAUUGUCUAUAUUAACCUUGCUGAUUCCAUCCUCUACUUUCUUCAGGCUCUAGUUGAACUGACAGAGCUCCAGCUGCUACUCCUGGCAGAAUCCGUGGAGAAGAAGAUUGUCUCCACCCAGCUUGCACUGGUUGGAAAUAUCCUAGACAGCGACUUCAGUGAGGAAGAAGUGGAUUUCACUGUAGAUGCUCAGCUGGUCAAUCCUUUCACUGAAGAAGACUUGGACUUAACGACAGCAAUGAUUGAGCCAACAGGAGUGACAGUGAAAAAAGCUGGACCUGGCCUUGCUGGGACUGGAGACCCAGAAGCUUAUUUAGCCCUCUGCCCAUUGUAUGUGGCUUUGUACAUACUGGAUAUGUUCCAGAGGAAGUGUUAAGUGCCUCCAAUGGCCUUCUGUUGGAACAGUAUAAUAUCUGAAUUUUCUCCUCUGAACUACUCCGUACCAGCCAUAUCACAACUGCCUUUGUAAUUUUCCUCAAUUUCAAAAUUAUUUGAUACGUUGUUGUAGGGAGGGGUGGUGCUCUUCAAAAAUAACAACUCCAAAACCCAUGCAUUUAAGCAUCACACUUUCCGCCAGUGGGUGUUCUAUACACAUUACAGGAUCACUCAUUCUCUUGUGGCCUUAUUGUCUUUUACUCCAUUUCUGGUCCUUGCUAGAAUUCCACAAGAAACGUUUUAAAAGUUCAUAUGUUUAUUC
Varanus komodoensis (Komodo dragon) is the source of this 1803-nucleotide messenger RNA. RefSeq names its product gasdermin-A-like. NCBI's taxonomy places the organism in Eukaryota, Metazoa, Chordata, Lepidosauria, Squamata, Varanidae. The transcript is spliced from 10 exons. Bases 154 to 1482 code for a protein of 442 amino acids. The record is from RefSeq and is a predicted model, not a curated record. Gene Ontology annotation, biological process: defense response to bacterium; pyroptotic inflammatory response. Gene Ontology annotation, molecular function: phosphatidylinositol-4-phosphate binding; phosphatidylinositol-4,5-bisphosphate binding; phosphatidylserine binding.